AUGGAUAUUGUAUUAGAAAUCUGUGAUUAUUAUAUGUUUGAUAGAAUAUAUGGAACAUUGUUACCAAAAGGUGGAACUAUUGAUCAAUUUAUAUCAAAUUUACCAAUAAUAAAUCAAUUAUCAUCUUAUUUACAAUUACCAAAAUCACCUAUAAUAACUUAUAAUGGAUUUAAUUCUACAAACACUAUAACUAAUCAAAUAAAUUUUAAUACAACAAAUUUAAAUUUUACAACUUUAUUUACAUAUAUUUUACAAAAAUUAUCAAAUUAUCAAAAUAAAUGUGAUAUAUAUGGUUUGAAACCAAAUUUCCUACCAUCUGGUGAUUAUUUCCAUUCAUCAUUUUUAGAAAGAUCAAAUAUUUUAAGAGAAUCAUUAAGUAUAUUAAUUGUAACAACAAUUUUUGGUUGGGUAUUGUACUUUAUAACAGCUUAUUUAAGUUAUUUAUUUGUAUUUGAUAAAAAAAUUUUUAAUCAUCCAAGAUAUUUAAAAAAUCAAAUGUCUUUAGAAAUUGAAAGAGCUGUUACUGCUAUACCUAUUAUGGUUGCUUUAACAAAUCCCUUUUUUUUAUUAGAAUUAAAUGGUUUUUCAAAAUUAUAUAUGAAUAUAAAUGAUUCAACUGGAGGUUGGAAAUUUUUAUUUGCUCAAAUUCCAAUGUUCAUAUUAUUUACUGAUUGUUUAAUUUAUUUUAUUCAUAGAUGGUUACAUUGGCCUUCAGUUUAUAAAAGAUUACAUAAACCUCAUCAUAAAUGGAUUGUUUGUACUCCUUUUGCUUCUCAUGCUUUUCAUCCAAUAGAUGGUUGGGCUCAAAGUUUACCUUAUCAUAUUUAUCCAUUAUUAUUUCCAUUACAUAAAGUAUUAUAUUUAUUUUUAUUUACAUUUGUUAAUUUUUGGACUGUUAUGAUUCAUGAUGGUAAUUAUAUGAGUAAUGAUCCAGUUGUAAAUGGUACUGCUUGUCAUACUGUUCAUCAUUUAUAUUUUAAUUAUAAUUAUGGACAAUUUACUACUUUAUGGGAUAGAAUUGGUAAUAGUUAUAGAAGACCUGAUGAUUCAUUUUUUAUAAAAGAUAAUAAUGAUUUAAAUACUAAAAAAAUGUGGAAAAAUCAAGUUGUUCAAAUGGAAGAAAUUAGAGGUGAAUUAGAAGGAAAAGUUGAUGAUAGAGAAUAUGUUGAAGAAUAA
Messenger RNA from Lodderomyces pseudojiufengensis, 1176 nucleotides. RefSeq names its product C-5 sterol desaturase (gene ERG3). The record is from RefSeq and is a predicted model, not a curated record. The transcript has a single exon. NCBI's taxonomy places the organism in Eukaryota, Fungi, Ascomycota, Pichiomycetes, Serinales, Debaryomycetaceae. Gene Ontology annotation, biological process: lipid biosynthetic process. Gene Ontology annotation, molecular function: oxidoreductase activity; iron ion binding. The coding region runs from base 1 to 1176 and encodes 391 amino acids.